AUGAGCCGACAGCUGCACCCUUUCCCCGGCGGGGAGCGCCUGGGCUUCAGCGGCUGCUCAGCAGUCAUCUCGGGCAGGGUCAGCAGCAGCUCUGCCUCCUUCAGGGCGGGCGUCAAGGGCACCACCGCCUUUGGCAGCAGAAGCCUCUUCAGCCUGGGGGGCGGCCGGCGCCUGGCUCUGAGCGCCUCCGCCGGGCGAGGCGGCGCCUUCGCGCUGGGCCACUGCGCGGGCACCGGUGGCCGCCUGGGCGGCUUCGUGGGCACCGUCUUCGGCAGCGCCGGGCUGGGCCCUGUGUGUCCCUCCGUGUGCCCGCCAGGGGGCAUUCCUCAGGUCACCGUCAAUAAGAGCCUCCUGGCCCCCCUCAACGUGGAGCUGGACCCCAAGAUCCAGAAAGUGCGCGUCCAGGAGCGAGAGCAGAUCAAGGCGCUGAACAACAAGUUCGCCUCCUUCAUCGACAAGGUGCGGUUCCUGGAGCAGCAGAACCAGGUGCUGGAGACCAAGUGGAGCCUGCUGCAGCAGCUGGAUGUGAACAACUGCAGGAAGAGCCUGGAGCCCGUGUACGAGGGCUACAUCAGCACCCUGCGGAAGCAGCUGGAGACGCUGUCGGGGGACAGGGUGAGGCUGGACUCGGAGCUGAGGAACAUGCAGGAUUUGGUGGAGGACUACAAGAAGAGGUAUGAGGUGGAGAUUAACAGACGCACAACUGCUGAGAAUGAGUUUGUGAUGCUCAAGAAGGAUGUGGAUGCUGCCUACAUGAACAAGGUUGAGCUCCAGGCCAAGGUGGACUCCUUGACAGAUGAGAUCAAAUUCCUCAAGUGCCUCUAUGAAGGGGAGAUCGCUCAGAUCCAGUCCCACAUCAGUGACACAUCUGUCAUCCUGUCCAUGGACAACAACCGGGACCUGAACCUGGACAGCAUCAUCGACGAGGUCCGGGCCCAGUACGAGGAGAUCGCCCUGAAGAGCAAGGCUGAGGCCGAGGCCCUGUACCAGAGCAAGAUCCAGGAGCUGCAGGUCACAGCAGGCCAGCAUGGGGAUGACCUGAAUCUCACCAAGGCUGAGAUCUCAGAGCUCACCCGGCUGACCCAGAGGAUCCGCUCGGAGAUAGGCAGUGUGAAGAAGCAGUGCUCCAACCUGGAGACGGCCAUCGCCGAUGCCGAGCAGCGGGGCGACUGUGCCCUGAAGGACGCCCGGGCCAAGCUGGACGAGCUGGAGGCUGCCCUGCACCAGGCCAAGGAGGAGCUGGGCCGCAUGCUGAGGGAGUACCAGGAGCUCAUGAGCACCAAGCUGGCCCUGGACGUGGAGAUCGCCACCUACAGGAAGCUGCUGGAGGGCGAGGAGUGCAGGAUGUCUGGUGAAUAUCCAAACUCUGUGAGCAUCUCUGUGAUCAGCAACACCGGAGCCGGAGCCGGAGGGGGCUUCAGCGUGGGCUUCGGAGCCUCCAGCGGCUACAGCUACAAACCGGGGACGGCAGAACUCAAAACCAAAGGCAGCUGUGGCAGCGAGUUCAAGGAUCCCCUCCCCAAAACCUUGGGCAGCAGCUGUGCAACCAAAAAGAAGGCCUCCAGAUGA
This is a messenger RNA of Molossus molossus (Pallas's mastiff bat), 1569 nucleotides long. It is a transcript of the gene KRT72, whose product is annotated as keratin 72. Gene Ontology annotation, biological process: keratinization; intermediate filament organization. Gene Ontology annotation, cellular component: keratin filament. Bases 1 to 1569 code for a protein of 522 amino acids. The record is from RefSeq and is a predicted model, not a curated record. NCBI's taxonomy places the organism in Eukaryota, Metazoa, Chordata, Mammalia, Chiroptera, Molossidae. The transcript has 9 exons. Gene Ontology annotation, molecular function: structural constituent of skin epidermis.